This is a messenger RNA of Spirometra erinaceieuropaei, 544 nucleotides long. The record is from the annotation of a GenBank genome assembly. Lineage: Eukaryota; Metazoa; Platyhelminthes; Cestoda; Diphyllobothriidea; Diphyllobothriidae.
AUGCUGGAAAACAACGUUGUCUGCAGGCUGACCGUGGUCGCAGACGUUAAACUCACGGUUGAAACAACCAAAGAAGAAACAAAGCACUCCAUCUCUUCCUCCUUCUUCCCGCCGGCCCACUCGCCAGACUGGUACGGUUAGUCCGUUCACUCUGACAGUCUGGAAUAUUCGUUCUCACUCAGACAAUUCGAGGAGCAACCGACCAGAAAGGAGGACGGCGCUAGUGGCUCGGGAGCUGCCGCGCCACAAGUUGGACAACGCUCCAAUCAGCGAGACGCCGUCCUCCGAGAAAGGCCAGCUAGAAGAUGUGAGUGCCAGCUACACCUCCUUCUGGAGCGUUCGCCCCAUGGCAGAGCGACUAGACGUGGCUAUCGCCUUUGCAACCCGGAACGACCUCGUGGGACGACUGCCCUGUCUGCCGCAGGGCAUCAACGAUCACCUCACGAGCCUCCGCCUGCUUCGUCGGGAAGGCGAAUUCGCCACCAUCAUCAGCGACUACGCUCUGUCGAUGACCAGCCCUGACGCCGCAAGGGACAACUUCUAG